ACCUGUUAAUCAGUGAGUUUUAUGGCAGCUCAAAGGUUGAAUUCUGGACUCUACAUUAACACAACCUCAAACAGAUCUGAACUUAAGCAGGAAUCAGUUUGUGAUCGUUGGUUCCUGCAGAGAGACGAUCAGAUUCACCUUCAGACCAAACUAGCAGCUUCCUCUCAGUGAGUCCAGCUGCAGGACAGAAAAGUGGAAACCUCCAACUCUGCUGCUUCAAGUUGCUCACACUGGAGCUUCACUCAGAGACAAAAUGGCUUCCAGAUCAGAGGAGGAUCUCUGCUGUCCGGUCUGUCAGGACGUCUUUAAGGAUCCGGUUGUUCUGUCAUGUAGCCACAGCUUCUGUAAGGAAUGUCUGAAGAACUGGUGGAGAGAGAAACCAGCAAGAGAGUGUCCAGUUUGCAAGAGGAAAUCUUCAAGGUUGGAACCACCCUGUAAUCUGGUUCUGGAGAGACUCUGUGAAUCAUUCCUACAGCAGAGAAACCAAAAACUUUCAGAAAGUCUCUGCAGUCUGCACUCUGAGAAACUCAAACUCUUCUGUCUGAACCAUCAACACCCAGUGUGUCUUGUAUGCAGAGAUUCAGAAAAACACAUCAACCACAAAUUCAGACCCAUCAAUGAAGCUGCUCAGCAACACAGAGAGAGUCUGGAAACAUCUCUGAAACUUUUAAAGAAGAAACUGGAGCUGAAGAAGGAAGUUAAAGAGAAGUUUGAUCAGACAACAGAACACAUGAAGGUCCAGGCCCGACACACAGAGAGGCAGAUUGUUGAGCAGUUUAAGAAGCUUCAUCAGUUUCUAGCAGAGGAAGAGGAGGCCAGGCUGGCUGCACUGAGGGAGGAAGAGGAGCAGAAGAGAGGGAUGAUGAAGGAGAAGAUGGAGGCUCUGAGCAGAGAGAUAGCAGCUCUUUCAGACACAGUCAGAGCCACAGAGAAGGAGCUGAGAGCUGCAGACGUCUCAUUCCUGCACAACUACAAGGCUGCAGUGGAAAGAGUCCAGUGCUGCCCCCUGCUGGAGGAUCCACAGCUGCCCUCAGGAGCUCUGAUAGACCAGGCCAAACAUCUGGGCAACCUGGCCUUCAACAUCUGGAGCGACAUGAUGACCAGGGUGUCUUACACCCCCAUCGUCCUGGAUCCAAACACGGCGAAUCCGAUAUUAAUCCUGUCUGAAGAUCUGACUGGUGUGACUGUAGGAGAGGAACAGCAGCUUCCUCAUAAUCCAGAGAGAUUUGAUCACUGGUGGUCUGUCCUGAGCUCUCAGGGUUUUAACUCAGGGAACCACCGCUGGGAUGUUGAUGUUGGAGAUGGUAGAGCCUGGAUGCUUGGUGUUUUACCACAGUCAGUCCAGAGGAAAGGAGAGAUUCUGUCUGGACGGUUGGCUUUACAGUUCUAUAAGGGUAAAUACAUAGCACGUUCUCCAGCAGCUCCUCUCAUAGAUCUAUCUGUCCAGAAAAAUAUCCAGAGGAUCAGAGUGAAUCUGGACUAUGACAGAGGAAAGCUGUGGUUCACUGAUCUAGAUACUAACACACACAUUCACAUCUUCACACACACCUUCACUGACAAGAUGUUUCCAUACAUCAUCACUGCAGAUAAAGUAAAAAUCCUGCCGAUGAAGAUCUCAGUGGUCAAAUACAAGCUAUGAUGUUCUCAGCAUGAAGAACACAAAGUCUAAUGAAACCUGAUUGGUCAGGAUGCAGGUGUGCUGAUCCUGAACAGGUGAGGACAGUGGAAAGCUCUGCUGAUGGAAA
Xiphophorus hellerii (green swordtail) is the source of this 1745-nucleotide messenger RNA. RefSeq names its product nuclear factor 7, brain-like. The coding region runs from base 254 to 1639 and encodes 461 amino acids. The transcript is spliced from 2 exons. NCBI's taxonomy places the organism in Eukaryota, Metazoa, Chordata, Actinopteri, Cyprinodontiformes, Poeciliidae. The record is from RefSeq and is a predicted model, not a curated record. Gene Ontology annotation, molecular function: protein binding; zinc ion binding.